AUGGACGAGCUCCAGAGGAAAAUCCCCCAGCGCUACGAGGGGUGCAAGCCCAGGAAGGUGAGGUUCAAGCUGGCCUCGUCCUACAGCGGCCGGGUGCUGAAGCACGUCUACGAGGACGGCCAGGAACUCGACAGCCCCGAGGAGAAGUACCCUCACAGCUUCAUCCACACUAAGAUGCCCCCCAGUCACCUGGAGAUGGAGCAACUGUGUGGCUUCCAGGACGCGCAGGACCCCCAGGGCUUGUACCCCCCCACCGGCCUCAUCGCACAGAGGAUCAAUGUUUACAGAGGUGGCGGAGGAUACAGGGCCCCCGUACAGAGCAACGCUACAGAGGCGGACCCCAAUUCUUCAGUGUUGGACUUCGGGAAGAUAAUCAUUUACACCAGCAACCUGCGGAUCAUCCGAGCACCACAGAGGAAGGCGGAGCCUGUGAGAGCACUGGCGCCCCCUGGUGGACUGGAGGAGCCUAGCCCACGGAGCAGGGAGAAGGGCGGCAGGAGAAGACCAAUAGCUCUGUUUGCCCAGGAGGAGAAACUAAACCCUGAGCCACAAGUGCAGGACGUGCCCAGCUGCCAGCACUGUGGAGGUUCGGGCUGUGCCCCCUGUUCUCUGUGCCAUGGCAGCAAGCUGUCCAUGCUGGCCAACCGCUUUAACGAGUCCAUCAGCAACCUCCGCUGCCAGGCAUGCUAUCCUGAUGGUCUGGAAAAGUGCCAGUCCUGCUCUCCCAACAAAUAGCAGAAAAUACACUGCCGUGUGUGUGUGUGUGUGUGUGUGAAUGGAUUGUCUCUGCUGCAAUAUCACUUUUAUAUCAAACCUUCACGGCGGGUGUUGGGACCCUGUAUGUGGUUUGGUGAGGGACUCAAAAGCAAUCAUUGUGAAAGGGGAAUGGAUAGUCCUCUGUACAAGCGGGCGAAAUCACACAAUGUAAUUACUCUGCACAGUGAACGUUUAUUUAACAUACUGAGGCUGAAUCCUUCUUUGGUCGCUGUGUAUUUUGUAAAUUGGAGUUUUCUUCCAGAUAGGGUAAAAGCUGGUGCUACCUGUCUUAUCAAUUUAAUUAAAAUAAUAUAAACCUUUUAUAUUUGGUUGAUUCACUGAGGAAGCCGCCCUAUCUUCUCUCUACUCACCAGAGAGAAGAAAUGCUUUUUAUCUUUUAUGGUAUAUGGCAAGAGUAAUUGAUUCUUUCAUUAUUUUAAAGCUUGAUUACACCGUUGUCAGAUAAACCUAAUAAUUACUAUGGGUGAGACGGAAACAGGA
Molecule: messenger RNA, 1257 nt
Organism: Hypomesus transpacificus
Lineage: Eukaryota; Metazoa; Chordata; Actinopteri; Osmeriformes; Osmeridae
Product: glutaredoxin domain-containing cysteine-rich protein 2
Exons: 3
Coding region: 1-735 (244 amino acids)
Biological process (GO): sensory perception of sound
Source: RefSeq, a predicted model, not a curated record